Messenger RNA from Trametes versicolor FP-101664 SS1, 573 nucleotides. RefSeq lists its product as uncharacterized. Bases 1 to 573 code for a protein of 190 amino acids. NCBI's taxonomy places the organism in Eukaryota, Fungi, Basidiomycota, Agaricomycetes, Polyporales, Polyporaceae. The record is from RefSeq and is a predicted model, not a curated record. The transcript has 2 exons.
AUGGCCUGGACCCUCGCAAGCAGCAUGAACUUGAAUGGACAGGCUCCAGCAUCCCAAACUCCGAAGCGGCAGUUGUACCCAACCCGGCCUAACCUGAAUCUCAACAGUCCGACAGUGCGCAGGAACCCUAGCAACACCCAACCAAUCCUGCUCAGGCCUUUACUUGCUGGCGGUCCUGCUGGUUCUUCUACUGGCGAUAGGCAUGCCUAUUCACUGAACAUUCUGCUCGCCAUUGCAAAAAAACCAGCCUCUCAAGAUGAAGACUCCCUGAUAGGUGCUAUCACACUAAUGGCAACGGAUGCGGCAUCCUUUCGUAAGCUUUACAAACACAGCCCUGGCGAGUUUCAAGAGAUGGUGCACUAUGUGCAUAAAACACUUGGGAAGGACACCUUUACCAGAUUAAUCACACGCCUGCACCAGAACAUUAUCUUAAAACUCAGUGCCUACCUGGAAGAGAAGGGGAAUGGGGUGAAUAGGCCUGAACGCGAAAUAGGUGAAGCUGCAUUGAAGGAUUGGUGGAAUGUUUGGUGCAAGUUGGCGGGCAAGCCGGUUCCAGAGGAGAUUGCAUGGUAG